Messenger RNA from Lethenteron reissneri (Far Eastern brook lamprey), 5582 nucleotides. RefSeq names its product MAPK associated protein 1 (gene MAPKAP1). The record is from RefSeq and is a predicted model, not a curated record. Gene Ontology annotation, molecular function: phosphatidylinositol-4,5-bisphosphate binding. Gene Ontology annotation, cellular component: plasma membrane; cytoplasm; TORC2 complex. Lineage: Eukaryota; Metazoa; Chordata; Hyperoartia; Petromyzontiformes; Petromyzontidae. Gene Ontology annotation, biological process: TORC2 signaling.
CAGCGUCUCGCGAGACUUGGGGCCCGUUUUUACCAGUUAUUUAUUAUUUUAUUUCUUGCUUUGUUUACAGUGGGACUCAACAGCGUCGGAGGUGACGGGAAAGCCACCAAGGAAUGAACCCCCAGCGGAGUGGCUGAAUGGCGAGGAACCUUCAAUAACUCCAAGAUAAUCUUUCACGCAGAACCAAGCCAAUUUAUUAGCGUGAUCUGUACUUAAAAAAAAUCCACGCACAGCUUUUAUCCACUUGACAACAUCUGAUCCUUGAAAGAGAAGAGCCGCGGGGUGUUUUUUUUACAUUCUCAGAGUAAACUGGGAAUGUUGGGUUGGGAAAACAAGUCCAUGUUUAUUCGUAAUUAAAGAUUAUCACCGGUUUCAGCCGGCUGCUUGCAGCAAUUUGUUGGUCGAGUGCACUGGGGGUGACGUCGGACCGUCUUUCAAAAGCGAACCACAGGUCUUGAAGCCGCGACGAAUGGGUAACGAACAAUAACGAAUCUGCUCUGCAUUUAAACCAACAAUUGCUUUGUUGAAACCGAAAAUAUUGAGCAUCGGAAACUCGGCAUCGGCUCUGCAAAGGAGAUCAUUAGACAAAAAGUAAAAACUCUCUUUGGAAAAAUAGACCUUUAGCAAGCUGCUGAACAUCAUAAUUUCAACAACAUUGAGGGCUUCUCCGUUAAAGUAAAGUUUAAGUUUGUUUUAAAGAUCUAGAACCUAAAGGUUUGGUUUUGGGGGGGGGGGGGGGUGUAACGAGACAGACUUUAAGCGCGCAUCAGACAUCAUGGCCUUCCUGGACAACCCGGCGAUCCUCCUGGCUCACAUCCGCCAGGCGCACAUAACGAGCGACGACACGGGCAUGUGCGAGAUGGUGCUCAUCGACCACGACGUGGAGGGUGGCUGCAUCUCGAGUGGCCAGUACGGCCCGGGCGGCUUGAGCCGCAGCUGCCCGCCGUUUGGCCCCGACAGCCGGCGCCUUUCGCCGGCAUCUCCGGCGUCGCCAGGGUCACCCGCCUCGGUGUGCUCCUUCGCGUCGCUCAUCUCGUCCGGCGGUCGCAGCGAGUGCGAGGCUCCGGUGCUGGAGCACUCGCAGUCGGUGGACAUCACCUCCGGGUGGGAUUUUGGCAUCCGCCCUCGCUCCAACACCGCGCAGAGGCUUGAGCGGUUAAGGAAAGAGCGCCAGAACCAAGUGAAGUGCAAAAACAUCCCAUGGAAGGAUCGGGGCACUCGGCAGUCUUCGGAGGAGCAGGCGCUGCUCUUUGACAAGAAAGAUUUCCGGACGAAGCGAGCGGAGGCGGCGGCCACCGGCGCGGCCACCUCACUCCUGUCCAUGCGUCUGGAGAAGUGUCCCCAUCAACUCAACAACCCCUUCAACGAGUUCUCAAAAUUUGACGGGAAGGGCCAUGUGGGCACAACGGCGACCAAGCGGAUCGACGUGUACCUGCCGGGCGCCAACCCGGAGCACGCCCACGCCAUGCACGUCGUCGUCAUGGCCAACGCGCGCGUCGGGGACCUCAUCGGCCUCACGUGCUGGCAGUACACCAACGAGGGCCGCGAACCCAAGCUCAAAAAUAGCAUGGAGACCUACUGCCUGCACAUCGCCGAGGACGACGGGGAGGUGGACGCCGACUUUCCGCCGCUCGACGCCACCGAGCCGAUCCACAAGUUUGGCUUCAGCACGCUAGCGCUGGUGGAGAAAUAUACGGCACUCGAGCAAGCGAACAAGCAGUCACUCUUCGUCAAAAUCAAUGUACCCCACAGUGGGUUCUCUCUCAUCCAAGUGGAUAACCUCAACGUGUCGAUGCGGGAGAUCCUGCAGAAGUCCAUGAAGAAACGCAAGGGAAGCUCGGCCUGGACGGGGCCUCAGUAUCGGCUGGAGAAGCAGAGCGCACCCAACGUGGCCGUGGACCUCGACAGCAGCCUCGAGUCCCAGAACAGCAUGGAGUUCUGUCUCGUGCGCGAAAACAGUUCACGCGGCAACGAGAGCCUGGAGGACGAGUUGCCGCUGGAGCUGGCCACGGUGCAGGUGUCUCUCAACAGCCACCAGUACAAGUCGUACCGUGUGAGCUGCGUACACAGGUUACGCAUCCACACGGACGUGCAGCUCGGUAUAUCGGGUGACAAGGUGGAGAUUGACCCCGUGACCCCACAGAAGACCACUACCAAGUUCCUCUUCAAGCAGAAGCCGGUGUCGAUAGACGCGGACCUCCUGUGCGCCUGCGACAUGGUGGAGGAGAAGGCCCCAGCACACGCGAUGUUCAAGCUUGUCUACCUCAACAACCACGACUACAAGCACCAGUUCUUCCAGGCUGAUGCUUCCACCAUCAACGAGAUUGUUCUGAAGAUCAACUACAUCCUGGAGUCGCGGUGCAGCGCCACGCGGACCGCGUACCGUUCGGCCAAGCAGCGCAAGCUCGCGCGCAGAUCGAGCUUCACCUUCAAGGACCGGCGCAGUACCGGCGAGCGGAGCAGCGGCAGUGGCGGAGCGAAGCCGUCGUAGCGGCGGGAGCGGAGGCGCGCGCCGUGGUGGCGUCGCCAUCCGCCCGUCGCCGCCCGAGGUUUCCGUCUCGAUUUAAAACUAAAAAAAAAUUUGUACGCGUUUUUUAAUUCCGUUUCCUCCCCCCCCCAUCUUGUUUUGUCAAAGCGAAUUGUCCACCGAAUGUUGCGCAGCGGCAGUUUGGUCUGGGAGAGGUUGGGGGGGGGGGGGGCGCAGGGGUUUCUUCCCGGCAGCGAAGAAGUGUGCAGCAAAUGGAUCUCGAAAUCGUAGCUAUGUGGAUACCCCGAAAAAUAAUUUGGGUCACGGCAAAAGUCGGGUCGGAAGUCGAAGCAUUUCCCUACUCAAACGAGCAUUUGGGCGGCAUCAACUCCGUUCAGGCAGUGGUUGAAAUUUGACAAUCUCGUGGCGAGAGGUUUUGAUAUCCACCCACCAAGUUGCAUCUGUUUGCAAGCUACACCCGACUGAGGUGAGUCUUUAUACCAAAACCAGCCCAGGGUUUGUCUUGUUUAAGAUGCAUUGAUCGAGAAGGCCUACUGGUUAGUAGUGGGCGAUGCGUUCGAUCGCUAUAGCAUUAAAAAAAAAUCACUUUUGUAUUUUUUUCCACCAGAGAUCUUGGGUUUGAUUCGUGUAUUUUCUGAAAGGCCGUUUUCCACUUGAUAUUGACAGAAAAAUCGGCCACACAUUUGCCGUUCUGCCAGUGUAUUUAUUUGUGAAUAGGGCCCCACCGUGCAAUCGUCCACAAAAAGGGCCUUUUUCGUAAUAGCAGCAGAUUUUCCAAUGUCGUAUACAUCCAGGAUUAAGAUCCCCCAUAUACCGUUGUGCUGUUAGCGAGUAGCACCUAUGAAGGCCGACACAGCACACAAUGGGGUGGGUGGCCAGCACCACGCCUGACCGCCUUUGUCUCCCCAGUGGCGAUGUUUACACACCGCACCAGGUACUCAUUUGAGGCCAAGCCGACCUAGGGAGGCCCAGGACUGGUUCAGAUAAUCGUCACCGGUGUUGGUGACUGAGCAGCAGUCGAACUCGGGUCUCCGGGUUCGUAGUGCAGCGUAGCGCCAACCGCUACACUACCGCUCCCCCACAGCACACGCUGUAACAAACGUAAUGGCGUGGCAGUUAAUGCCCUCUCCAAAUUCACGUGAAAAUUUCUGAUUUGGGGUCGUAGUUUUCUAUAUUUUUUUAUGGUCUUGUUAUGCAUUUAGAAUCUAGUCUGGCCAUCGGGUUUCACUGACGCAAUUGCAACGUAUGUGGAUAGGAAACCGAUCGAUUUUCAUAUGCACGAUUUGACGUGCGUGUCAUUAGUGUAAAGGUCGAUUUGAAUCAAUUAAUUGAUACAACCCUAAAAUAAAAGACCAUUUGAGCAGCUUUGUUUUGUAAUCUGGUUCUGCUUCUCAUGAACGCGGCUGGAGAUUUACGCCUUUUGCAACCGGCUUGUUAGGCAUGCGAAUGCAGAUUGUUAGGAUGACAAGCGGGAUUGUAGCAAUUCAUUGAAAUCUAUUUUUACACUGACCAUGUUUAAAAUGUGUCCCUGUAAGAAUCUGUAAUUUACAAUGUAUGCAAAUUAUAAUCUUGUGUCACACUUAGGCUAAUGGAGUGUACAAGACUGUAAAAAUGAGACGAUAGAACGGAUGAGAGGAACCAAUACAAAGGAGUGCUGAACAAGACACGCAAUUAUCGUCGAACUGAAUUUGCGACCCCAAAUUGUGACUUAGAUUUUUUUGGAUGGGGGUGAAUAACGAGAUGGCCAAUGAGAGGCCUGGAAAUUGAAUCGUGAAAUUCCCAAUGAGAGGACGUGGAAAUUGAGAAUCCGUUUGUAAUCACCAAUCAAGUUGUCAUGUGUUAAAGUAUUAUCCCCACGCUAUUAAUGAGUGGAUGCUGAUGGUAAAUGUAUGUUGGUGGGGGGGUGGGUUCAUGUUGUUUCAAGGCUGUGAAAGUCCCAGCCAGAUUCGUGUUGUUUUGUGAGCAUCGGCAUGGUUAUGGUCCUGUUUUUGCAAAACCGAUGCCGGAAACCAAGGCUCAUUUAAACCCAUUCGAAUUGUAAAUCCGAAAUCUUAAUUCUAUUGGAAUUCCACACGCGACUUAUUGCAAGGAGGAAGAAUGCAAGUUUUCUCAAUUUGCUUCCCCUUGUGCAGAAUUGGUGUGCCGAAAUUAAAAAUCUACAGUAUAUGGCAUUAUAUAAAGACAAGAGUUACGUUUUUGUAAUGCUCUAUCUGUUGGAAGCUCGUGGUGGAAAUUCUGCAUUCCUUUGGCAGGGGAGUGUUUCAUUCACUGGACAAGCACCGUCGACAAUCUCACAAGGCCAGUACUCGUUUUAUUGACUCUGGCGAGAAUGAUGAUGGGCUGAGUGGACCCCUUGGCCAAGGAUUUCACGUACUGUAUGACCCAAUCGUGAGGCACAUGCUCAGCGAAAGCGCCACCUGACUUGUGCAAUCAAUAUAAUCGGUGUCCAGAACUUAAUUUGGAUUAAUUGUGGUUCAGCGUUAAAGGAAUGGUAAAGUAAUACUAACACGGACAACCGAGUUAGACGAGUAAUGAGCGCCUCAUUGGGCCAUCAAUGGCUCAACAGGGACCCCCCCCCCCCCCCUGCAUGGACGUUAAUCAUUUUGCUUUAUCCAUGAAACAAAAUUGUCGGUACUAUUUUUAAAACUACUCCACACGUUGAAGAGAGACGAUGUCACCGUAUUUUUUUAUAAGAAUCAGGUUUUUUUUAUUUCUCAUGCCGAUUACUACGACGACUUGAGUUUUGAAAAUGUCGUGCUUGAUCACGGUGUGGUGGCAAGAACUGCUGCCCCUUCCUGACUCUGGGUUUUGGCAAAAUCGGUCAAAUCGGCAGAAAGAAAAACAGAAGUUGGGGGUGUCGCUUUCCCCGCCAAAUAUCGGUAGAAGCUGCCCUUUAUGCCCUUACACGAAUUUAAGCCCUGUGCGACAACAUUUUUAAGGAACUGUUCUUCAAUGGCCUUCAAUUGUCGAACCAAAAUAAUUUACAAAAGGUUUAGCAGACGAGACUGACUUUCAGUUUAACACGUAGGCUUUCGCGACCAAUGUUAUUCAUAAUCAACGAUUUUUGGGUUUAGAUCGCGUUUAUUUAUAAAUG